Molecule: messenger RNA, 2955 nt
Organism: Cucurbita maxima (winter squash)
Lineage: Eukaryota; Viridiplantae; Streptophyta; Magnoliopsida; Cucurbitales; Cucurbitaceae
Product: bifunctional dethiobiotin synthetase/7,8-diamino-pelargonic acid aminotransferase, mitochondrial
Exons: 14
Coding region: 129-2690 (853 amino acids)
Biological process (GO): biotin biosynthetic process
Cellular component (GO): mitochondrion
Molecular function (GO): dethiobiotin synthase activity; pyridoxal phosphate binding; S-adenosyl-L-methionine:8-amino-7-oxononanoate transaminase activity
Source: RefSeq, a predicted model, not a curated record
ACCUACUUUCACCUCCCUGGUCCCAUCUCUUUCCCUCCUCUGCUUGAAACUCUUAAACCCACCUGCAGCUGCAAAACCCCAAUUAUCCAUUCUACCCUUGUUCUGUUCCACAGCUCCCCACCACCACCAUGCUUCGCCUCCGCCGCAGCUGCCAACACUUUCGCCAACCAUUUAUCAAAUUCCUAUCCACUGCCGUCACUCCUCCGCCUCCUCCCCACCUCCCUCUCUCCCAUCCCACUUACAUUGUUUGGGGCUCCAACACUUCCGUUGGUAAAUCCUUAGUUUCCGCCGGCCUCGCUUCCUCCUUUCUCCUCUCCGAUUCUCCCUCCCAAUUCCUCUACCUCAAGCCCAUACAAACCGGCUUCCCUUCCGAUUCCGAUUCCCGUUUCGUCUUCCAGAAGAUAUCCUCCUUAUUUCAACGCCGCAAAGCUCACCUCUCCCUUCUGGCCUCCGACCACGUUCUCAAGGCUUCUCUCCCCGUACUUAACUCCGUCUCCGGUUGCGGAAUUGUCAAUGGUAACGAAUUGGCAAUGUGUGACCUGGGUCGGUAUGAAGAUCAGCUAUUGGUGGGACAGGAAUCGGGUAUAGGUUCGAGGCUAAUCUGUAAGACCAUGUACGCAUGGAAAGAGGCAGUGUCGCCGCAUUUGGCAGCUGAAAGGGAAAGCGGGCCGGUGGACGAUGCCGUUGUGCUACAGUCCCUGCAGAGUUGCUUGACUACUGGAUUGGAAGCGAGUGGCGAGAGUGAUGAUGCAAAAACCAAAGCCAUGUGUCUCGUCGAGACAGCCGGUGGGGUUGCUAGUCCAGGCCCUUCUGGGUCCCUUCAAUGUGACUUAUACAGGCCUUUUCGCUUGCCCUGCCUUCUUGUUGGUGAUGGUCAGCUGGGUGGUAUUUCUGGAACAAUUUCAGCGUAUGAGACUUUGAAACUUCGAGGUUACGAUGUUGCUGCCAUUAUCUUUGCUGAUAAUGGGCUUGCUAAUGAAGUGCCGUUAAGCUCUCAUCUUCGAAAUAGGGUGCCAGUUCUUGUGCUACCUCCCAUUCCAGCUGAUAUAACAGACGAUCUGAUGGAUUGGUUCGAUUCCUCUCGGAACGUAUUUGAUUCUCUGAAGGAAAUAUUGUUAUCAGCUCAUUCAAAAAAAAUUAACAACUUGCGAGAAAUGCCUAAAAAGGCAAUGAAUGUCUUUUGGUGGCCAUUCACCCAGCAUAAACUUGUGGCAGAUGAAGCUGUUACAGUAAUUGAUUCUCGCUGUGGUGAGAACUUCACUGUUUUCAAGGAUCAGGGCAGUGAAUUUAUGACUCAACAAUUUGAUGCCUGUGCCAGUUGGUGGACACAAGGCCCUGAUGCUGCCUUACAGACUGAGCUAGCAAGUGAUAUGGGUUAUGCUACUGCAAGAUUCGGGCACGUAAUGUUUCCAGAGAAUGUGUAUGAACCAGCUUUGGAAUGUGCAGAGCUUUUACUUGAUGGUGUUGGAAAAGGUUGGGCUUCUAGGGUGUAUUUCUCAGAUAAUGGAUCUACCGCUAUUGAAAUUGCACUAAAGAUGGCCUUUCGGAAGUUUUCUUUUGACCAUGGAAUCCAUGAUGCUCAAGAAUGCAAUGCGGAAGCACCGCGUCCUGAGCUUAUGGUCUUGGCUCUCAAUGGAUCAUAUCAUGGUGAUACAUUAGGAGCUAUGGAAGCCCAGGCACCCUCAUGUUAUACAGGCUUCCUGCAGCAACCAUGGUAUUCUGGAAGAGGUGUUUUUUUGGAUCCUCCUACAGUCUACAUGCACGGAGGUAAAUGGUAUCUUUCAUUGCCAGUUGGAUUGCAGCCAGAGAACAUGAUGCCUGAGAGUCUUUUUUUCUGUUCACGUAAUGAGGUAUUUGAUGAGAAGAGGGACAGUUCAGAUUUGGCUGGAAUCUAUUCGGCAUACUUGUCUCAACAAUUAUCAGAUUCUUCAAAGUUCAAUUCAUUACUUGGAGCACUAAUUAUGGAACCAGUAAUACAAGGUGCUGGAGGAAUGCAUAUGGUGGAUCCUCUCUUCCAACGAGUACUUGUGAAAGAAUGCAAAAGGCAAAAGAUUCCCGUCAUCUUUGAUGAGGUUUUUACUGGUUUUUGGCGCUUGGGUUGUGAGACUGCUGCAGAGCUGCUUCAUUGUGCACCUGAUAUAGCCUGCUUCGCAAAGCUGAUGACCGGUGGAAUUAUUCCGUUAUCUGCUACGUUAGCUUCAAACUCUGUAUUUGAAUCCUUUAUUGGUGACUCUAAGCUUGAGGCCCUUUUGCACGGACACUCGUAUUCUGCUCAUGCUUUGGGCUGCACGGCUGCUGCUAAGUCCAUUAAAUGGUUUAAAAAUCCUCAGACGAACCAGAAUAUCAAUUCUGAAGGGAAAUCGCUCAGGGAGUUAUGGGAUGAAAAUUUGGUUCACUUGAUCUCAUCACAUCCUGCGGUGAAUAGAGUAGUCGCAUUGGGAACACUCUUUGCUCUAGAACUUAAAGCAUAUGGCCCUGAUGCCGGGUAUGCAUCCCAGUAUUCAAGAUCUCUUCUAUUAAAGCUUCGGGAAGAUGGGAUUUAUAUGAGGCCAUUGGGCAAUGUCAUAUACCUUAUGUGCGGGCCCUGCACAAAACCAGAUAUCUGCAGCCAAUUACUCAUCAAGCUCCGUACCAGAUUGGAUGAGUUUAUCAGCGAGUCCGCCGAAAGCUUGAAAUCCUGUCAUUCAUGAAAGACGGCAAUACCACUAUUCUGUUGGGCGUUUUUGGUCGCUCUAUUAGUAAUCUUUUAAUGUAGUUAGUGCAGUAGUAGCUCAUGUUGCAAGCCUGAUUGAUUGAAAUGUCUUAUGAAUUUUGACUUAGCUUGAAACUUUUCUUAUUGGUUGUCAUCUCAAAAGAACAGUGAGAACAGGGUAUUAUCAAUUUUUCAAAUCUUGACUUUCAAGGUGAGAAAUGAAAAUAGUAACAUUUAGGUUGAAAUGUAAUAGCUGUUUACUU